AUGUUCGACCAGCCUGCCGCCGGCGCCCCUUCUGCAAUAACCACGGAUAAACCCCUUGCUGCACCAACUGGCUCUGUAACACUUGAGCACAUCAGGGAUUCUAUCGACGCGCUUAGGAACGAGCUUAAAUCCUCAUGUGUCGCUUCUGGGGCAAACUGCCUACAAGACUCCAGUCAACAUACCCCAGCGUACGCUGCAGCGCUGCCUAGUAAUGCCAGUCAUGAAGAUGAAGACAAGCUUCCACAGGACCCGCCAGAUAGCAGUACUACAACAGCACCGAUCUCGAUCAUCCGCCAGGUUAUUGUAGAUCGAGAUGCUGGAUACCGGCGAGAAUUCCCCGAUACCACCCCGGAUGUUGUGGCAGCUGGGAUCGUCCCUGAAACGGAAGCGCUUCAACUGGCAACCAAGUUAGUUCUUCGCACCCGUCAUUCUAGUCGGCAGUCUGGUGCCAUUUAA
This is a messenger RNA of Purpureocillium lilacinum, 456 nucleotides long. NCBI's taxonomy places the organism in Eukaryota, Fungi, Ascomycota, Sordariomycetes, Hypocreales, Ophiocordycipitaceae. The record is from RefSeq and is a predicted model, not a curated record.